UGUAGGUCACAGUUUUGCUGCCCGGAGGACAGAACAUGAAUACUGCCAAUCUGCAUGUUCUCAGUAAUGUAGCAGAGGCUCCGCAAGCUAUCCUGGAGCCAGUUUCCCAGGAGCAGUUGUCUGCAUCCAAUUCGCUCACCUCCAUGGCAGACAUAGCAGAUCCCCCCACCAGUCCCCUCGGGGCCACAGACUCCACAGAUGAUUCUGAUGAAGAUGAGGAUGAAGACUCUGACAUGGAUGACUGGGAGCCUUGUCAGCCUCAAGCAUUCAACCCUCACAGCCUCUGGUGUGAGGAGUGCAACUGCGCCAACCCCUCUGUGUGUCUGAAGCACGGCGCUCUGCACCCCAUCCCCAACCGGCCGGUGAUGUCCAAGGCCCGGGCCAGUCUGCCCCUGGUGCUCUACAUCGAUCGCUUUCUGGGUGGGGUGUUCUCCAAGAGACGCAUCCCAAAGCGCACACAGUUUGGUCCUGUGGAGGGGCCCCUGGUUCCUCAGAGUCAACUGCAGGACCACUACAUUCAUCUGAAACUGUACAUGCUGGAUGCAGAGAAAGAUGGAGAGAAGCUGGAUGACAUGUGGUUGGACCUUUCUGAUGAGGACAGCUGUAACUGGAUGAUGUUUGUGAGACCAGCUCAGAAUCACCUGGAGCAAAACCUGGUGGCCUACCAGUAUGGCUCCGAGAUAUUUUACACAACCAUCAAGAACAUCCAACCCAAACAAGAGCUGAAGGUGUGGUAUGCAGCAUCAUAUGCGGAAUUUGUCAGUCAAAAGAUUCAUGAUGUUACAGAAGAAGAGAGAAAAGUGCUGCGGGAACAAGAGAAGAACUGGCCUUGCUACGAGUGUAACCGUCGCUUCAUGAGCUCUGAACAACUGCAGCAGCAUCUCAACAUGCAUGAUGACAAGAUAAACUCUUUUAACAGAUCUAAAGGCCGGGGUCGAGGAAGGGGCAGGAAGAGGUUUGGGACAGGCAGAAGACCAGGACGCCCCCCUAAAUUUAUACGUUUGGAUCCACCAGUAGACACCGGUGUGGACAAGACCACAGAGAUGCUGGAACUGACGGAGAAGCAGCCACUGGAGGAGCGAGUGGAUGGAGCUCAGAACGGGCUGAAGGCGUUAGAGCUGGAGCCAGAGGCAGAAACUCGGACUGAGGUGGAGGCUCCACUUAUACUUCCUGAACAGGAACCGGCCCCAGAGUCCGUCACUCCACCCUCCAACACGGACCUGCUCGCUCCACUCAAAGAGGACCCGGCCCAGAGCUGCCAGUCAGACACCCACCUCACAACUCAGGACAUGCGCCGUGUGAAGAGGAUACGGAUGGAUGUGCAGAAUGCAGCAUUGCAGCACCUUUUUAUCAGGAAGAGUUUUCGUCCUUUUAAGUGCACUCACUGUGGCAAGGCCUUCCGGGACAAAGACAAGCUGGAUCAACAUCUGCGGAUCCACGGCCGGGACACCUACGCCUUUUCUUGCCACAUUUGCAGCAAGAGCUUCAUGAGUGACUCAGCCCUGGAGGACCAUCUGCUGGUGCACUCUGAGAGCCGCUCCUAUUCUUGUCUCUUAUGUCCGCAAACCUUUGAAAGGCUGGAUCUGCUCAAAGACCAUGUAGUGGUGCAUGCUGUGGAUGGCUGUUUUACCUGUCCCUCCUGCAAGAAGAGGUUUACUGACUUCAUCCAGAUGAAGAAGCAUAUCCGCUGCUUCCAUUCAGAGAAGAUCUUCCAGUGUACAGACUGUGAAAAGGCCUUCUGCCGACCGGACAAGCUACGUUUGCACAUGUUGCGCCACUCGGACCGCAAGGAUUUCCUGUGCUCAACAUGUGGCAAACAAUUCAAGAGAAAAGAUAAGCUGCGGGAACACAUGCAGCGCAUGCACAAUCCCGACAGAGAGGCCAAGAAGGCGGACAAGACUCACCGUUCCAAAUCCCUCAAACUGAAGGUGCCCACCGCUGACUUCGAGAGCUUCAUGUUCAAGUGCAGACUAUGUAUGAUGGGAUUCAGACGCAGAGGAAUGCUGGUGAAUCAUUUGUCCAAACGUCAUCCAGAGAUGCGUAUCGAUGACGUGCCUGAGCUGACAUUGCCAAUUAUCAAGCCCAGCAGGGACUACUUCUGCCAGUACUGUGAUAAGGUGUACAAGAGUGCCAGUAAGAGGAAAGCCCAUAUACUGAAGAACCACCCUGGGGCAGAAUUGCCUCCCAGUAUCCGUAAGUUGCGGCCGGCUGCUCCUGGUGAACCAGACCCCAUGCUGAGCACACACACCCAGCUGACUGGGACCAUCGCCACUGCGCCGGUCUGCUGCCCACACUGCGCCAAACAGUACAGCAGCAAGACUAAGAUGGUUCAGCACAUCAGGAAGAAGCAUCCAGAGUUUGCCCAACUCACCAACACCAUCCCGGCUCCUCUGACCACAGCUGUAAUCAGCAGUGCUCCUGCAGUCAUCAGUGCAGAUGGUACCACAGCUGAGGCUGUUGUGACCACAGAUCUGCUCACCCAGGCCAUGACGGAGCUUUCUCAAACACUGACCACAGACUACCGAACACCGCAGGGAGAUUUCCAGAGGAUCCAGUACAUCCCAGUCUCUCAGGCAGGAGGCAGCCUGUCCCAGCCGCAGCACAUUCAGCUGCAGGUGGUGCAGGUGGCUCCGGCUUCCUCCCCACACUCCCAGCACCCAACAGUAGAUGUGAGCCAGCUGCAUGACCCUCAUGGCUACAGCCAGCACUCCAUCCAGGUACAACACAUCCAGGUGACCGAACCGUCAGGCACUGGACAAGGUACCACCCAGGUUACUGGUCAGCCUCUUAGCCCUACCUCCCAGCAGGCUGGUCAGGACCUGAGCCCCGCCCAGCUGACCCCUGUGACCUUGGCUCAGAGUCACACCCUGCAGACCAGCAGCACCCAGCAGCAGGGGACUGUGCAACAUGCUUACAUACCCGGGAACUGGAACUACCGAGGCUACUCAUCUGAGAUCCAGAUGAUGACUCUACCUCACACACAGUAUGUGAUAACUGAGUCCAGCACACCUGUAUCUGGAGUCAACAGCAACCAGGUAAAAACGGCUCACUUUAUUAUCGCUGAUGGUCAGACUGAGCUGGAGACUAAACAGACGGUUCCUCAGAGCUCGAGCCAGGCUCACAGUGAACAUAUGGAGCAACAACCAGCCAGUCAGCAAGCCACCACUCAGUACAUCAUCACCACAGCCACCAAUGGCAGCGGCACCAAUGAGGUUCACAUAACUAAACCCUGAGCUCAGCGAUGAGCUGAGCAGUUCCACAGACUGAUUGUGCAUGUAGACCUCAUCACCUUGUGAAUGACCCGAUACACUGUCAGAUGCAGGUAGAUACAGACUUGUGUGCAUUUAGAGCUAAAAUGGGGACGAACAGAUAACCAGCACAGUUUUAUGUCUUUAAGUUAAGAUAAUAUAUAAACAAAAGCGUGUUUUGAAUACCCAGCACUGGGCUUCUGCAGUUUGGCAAAAGCAUUUUCAGUUGGGCUGCUAAAACCGAAGAAAAUGUCAAAUACAGGGUUCCUGUGUAAGUUUGCAAAGUGUGUUAAAUUAAAGUGAUUCUUUUAUGGCCCGGAGAAGGUGGAACAGUUUUGUUUCUCAGUCCAUGUGCAGUACCCAUUUUCCAUACAUGUGAAGUCAGACAUUUCUUGAAGCAUAGUGUUUAUAAAUGAAAUUCUGGGAAGAAAUGCUGAAAGAUAUGGAAAAUCCUGCAUAAAACAACACUGAAAACAGUUAAUUAUGUGUUUGUCCAGUGUGAGUACUCCACAACCCCUCUGUCGUAUGUGACCAUGCUGUUGUUGAUAUCUCGUGAUUCAUUUCCUCUUUGAAAUGUCUCCGUCUGGUUUUACUUCAUGCUGGACUGCCCUGAUCUCCCAAUACUCAAAAUGAGUUAUUUUAUGUUUUUCUUUGUCACAACUACAAGGCCUGUGCCUCUAUAGUAAAAUGGAGAAUAGCAAACAACCUGUUCCACUCCUCCAAGCCUUGUUGAAUGCUACCAAGCUGCUUUUGGUGUCAGCUAUGGAUGUUUGGUUUUACAAGGAUUGUGCAGAGUUCUUACACAUACAGUUUACCUCAAACUAGACAGUUUUGAUUUUGACAUAUCUGAAAGGUACAGUAAUGAAUGACACCAGGAAACUAGACUUAAAGAGUAACUUGGCACCAGGUGGAAAAUCAGUGUUGCACUGCCCUCUUUGGUGCAAAGUCUGUUUCACCUCUGACGUUAGUUGUAGUUGGUAAGAAAUCGUUACACCAGUGACCACACCCACCAGUGAUGUGGCAUCCUGGAGUACACCUGUACGUCCCUGCACCAAGGUGAGAAGUUAAACCACUGGAGUGUAAGAAAAAAAACAACCUUUUCGCGAGCUACGUUACUCUUUAAAAAGGAGAACACACAUUUUCUAUUUGAAUUUAUUCAGUUUAUUUCACAGAGACUCGUCAGUCUGAGGAGAAAAAUGUUCAGUUCUCAAUUAUUUAUAUUAAGGUUAGUUUUGAAAGCAGAGUAGCACAGCAGCCCCAUGGAUAGCGCCUCUCUUGGUGCAGACAGCUUAACACAUUGUUUUUCCAAGCUUGUAGCUAAAACCAUCACAUCUUUCCCUCAGUUAAACACAAUUCUGAAGACGCUAAACUAAAGUUCACAACAUCUUUUUCUAUGAAAUGUUACCAGCGAAAUAUUUUGAGACAAUAUCACCGGUUUGCAACUGAACAGCUUAGGAACUUAAAGGUAUAUUCCACUAUUAAUUUGUGUAUUAACCUACAAAGACAGUGCAAGUAUUUGAGCUGGGGGUGGUAUCUAAAUGGCAGCAUACUAUUUUAAGGUUAAGACAAGCCAUGGAUGUCAUCACACAUGUCUAUCUAUGUUGUCUUAAAGAGAGAAUGUGAUUCAGCUGGAAAAGUUCAAACCUUGUGAUAGCACUCACCCGUCCUACUGAAGUGUCCACGUGCAAGGCAUGUCUGGUGCUGGUGUUACGGUACAGAAUGUGAUAUUUUCAUUAAGCAGUUGUACAGUAGGUUCACUAUGAUGACAGUGUAGGUUAAUGCACUAAAAUAAAGUAAAAUGCUGUUAAUGUGCCCACUAUUUAUAUAACAAUAGACUUGUACAAUGUAAAAUAUAGCAGGAAUAUUAUGAGCUCAUGUACAGCCAUGAUUGUUGCUGGUGAUUUUGUCCUUUGGUCACAUGU
Molecule: messenger RNA, 5170 nt
Organism: Monopterus albus (swamp eel)
Lineage: Eukaryota; Metazoa; Chordata; Actinopteri; Synbranchiformes; Synbranchidae
Gene: prdm10
Product: PR domain containing 10
Exons: 20
Coding region: 36-3233 (1065 amino acids)
Biological process (GO): regulation of gene expression
Cellular component (GO): nucleus
Molecular function (GO): protein binding
Source: RefSeq, a predicted model, not a curated record